Messenger RNA from Dendrobium catenatum, 464 nucleotides. RefSeq names its product histone H4. Gene Ontology annotation, biological process: nucleosome assembly. Gene Ontology annotation, molecular function: protein heterodimerization activity; DNA binding; structural constituent of chromatin. Gene Ontology annotation, cellular component: nucleosome. Lineage: Eukaryota; Viridiplantae; Streptophyta; Magnoliopsida; Asparagales; Orchidaceae. The record is from RefSeq and is a predicted model, not a curated record. The transcript has a single exon. Bases 57 to 368 code for a protein of 103 amino acids.
GAUUGACUGCUUUGAUAACAGAAAGAGAGUCACAGUAAGAGAGAGAGAGAGAGAAGAUGUCGGGCCGAGGAAAGGGAGGAAAGGGGCUGGGCAAGGGCGGAGCGAAGCGGCACAGGAAGGUUCUCCGUGACAAUAUCCAGGGAAUCACCAAGCCGGCGAUUCGCCGGCUUGCUCGCCGAGGUGGUGUAAAGCGAAUUAGCGGCCUCAUCUAUGAAGAAACCCGCGGCGUUCUCAAGAUAUUUCUUGAGAAUGUUAUCCGUGAUGCUGUGACCUACACGGAGCACGCCCGCCGUAAGACCGUCACCGCCAUGGACGUUGUUUAUGCGCUCAAGCGCCAGGGUCGCACUCUUUAUGGUUUUGGUGGAUAGGGUUUUUACUUUCAGAAUCAGAUUAGGUUUUCUCUAUUUGCUGUAAUGAAUGAUCUAUCUUUAAAGUUUAAUAUCUUGUUGGCCUUUUCAUGUUGA